AUGAGAGACAUAAUAAGACACGGCAUACCAACCAAGGGACAUCACAGGCUGUUCUUAAUCAGCCUAACCAAGGAGCAGUUGGCUCUUCUACAAUCCAAGGGGCAGCUAAGGCCGUUCCUAAUCAGCCCAACCAAUGAGCAGUUGUCUCUUCUACAGUCCAAGGGGCAACUCAGGCCGUUCCUAAUCAGCCCAACCAAGAAUCAGUUGCCUAUUCUACAGUCGAAGGGGCAGCUCAAAAGAACUACUACAGGAAGAGGGAAAGGAAAUGGGAGAGGAGAAAUGCCAAUGGGAACAGGAAAUGUUGGAAAUGGGACAACAGAAAUGCCAAACAAUUUCUCAUCAUCACAACCACUCUCAUCAUCAUCACAGCCAGUCUCUUACACUGGAGCUACAUCAUCAUCAUUACAACCACCCAAGUCUCUUGCCAAGAAGCUUAAACCAUGGAUGCUUUGA
Molecule: messenger RNA, 453 nt
Organism: Prunus armeniaca (apricot)
Lineage: Eukaryota; Viridiplantae; Streptophyta; Magnoliopsida; Rosales; Rosaceae
Source: the annotation of a GenBank genome assembly